Dioscorea cayenensis subsp. rotundata (Guinea yam) is the source of this 1176-nucleotide messenger RNA. RefSeq names its product single myb histone 4-like. The transcript has 6 exons. The record is from RefSeq and is a predicted model, not a curated record. Lineage: Eukaryota; Viridiplantae; Streptophyta; Magnoliopsida; Dioscoreales; Dioscoreaceae. Gene Ontology annotation, molecular function: double-stranded telomeric DNA binding. Gene Ontology annotation, cellular component: nucleosome. The coding region runs from base 165 to 995 and encodes 276 amino acids. Gene Ontology annotation, biological process: nucleosome assembly.
UCUCGCGCGUCCCCAAAUCACGAAAGCAAACCCAUCACCAUCGUCUCCGCUUCGCCAAAACCCCAAACCCCAGUGCGAUCGAAUGCCGAGAAGAAGAUCUAGGGCAUCGGUGAGGACGAGACGAGGAGGACAAGCCUGAGAGGAAUCGAUCAGGAGAGAGAUCAAUGGGGGCUCCCAAGCAGAAGUGGACAUCGGAGGAGGAGGAUGCGUUGCGCGCCGGUGUGGACAAACACGGCCCCGGGAAGUGGCGCACCAUUCAGAAAGACCCAGAGUUCAGUCACCUCCUCGCCACCCGCUCCAACAUCGACCUCAAGGACAAAUGGAGGAAUAUAAGUGCUAGUGCCAGUGGUCAAGGUUCUAGAGAAAAGUCAAGGAUGCUAAAGCAUAAGGGUGCUUCUGCCAUUUCAUUUUCUUGCUCCCAGGGCCCUGCAAUCUCUGCCCCAGUUAAAGGACUGCCGACCAUCAUGGACCCCCCAUCAAAGGAUAUGCAAGAUGGAAAAGCUAUUCCUCGGUACACUCAGUUAAUAAUGGAAGCGCUGAAAAUUAUGCCUGAGCCAGAAGGAAUAGAUACUGGUGCAAUCUAUCGCUACAUUGAGCAAAAGAUUCCAGUCCAACAGAACUUUAGAAGGUUGCUCAGUUCAAAGUUGAGACGACUCGCAGCACAAAAUAAAAUUGCUAAGGGACUGAAAGGGUACAUGCUCAAGGAGUCCUUUGCAACAAAAACCCCUACACCAAGGCAGAAAGAUCUGACUCAUCAUCGACCAAAGAUGCCCCAUAUUUCUGGUUUUUGCAGGACUACAAAUGCAAUAGAAGAAGCAUCAAUAACAGCCGCCUACAAAAUCGCUGAUGCAGAGGCCAAAGCAUAUCUCGCAUCCGAGGCAAUCAAAGAAGCAGAGAAGGUUUCAAGAAUGGCCGAAGAAACAGACUCGCUGUUGCAAAUUGCGAAAGAGAUAUAUGAGAGAUGUGGGAGGGGUGAAAUUGUUACCAUGGCUUAGAGGUGCCAAAUGCUGAAGCUUUCAUGAGGUAUUGGAGUUCAGUGUUGAUAACCAAUGUAAAAUGCUUUUUAUCCCCCAAUUUUCUUUUGUCUUUUAGCUGUUCAAUGGGUAGGAAACAGGCUUGCUCGUGAACCUGAAUGUAUGAUAUGGUUUCUGGUGUAUAAAAAUGCUUUUAGUGAUC